AUUUUUCAAACGUCGGAUACAAAUAAAGUUAUUUUGGGACAAAGGGUGUACCUAGAAGUGUCAUGGAUUAAUUUACAGCGAAGACGAGUUGUACCAACUACACUCCCUAAGAGCAUCUCCAACAGCCUCUCUAAUUGACUCUCCAAGUUAAAUUUUAGCAAUUAUAUCCAAAAAAAACAUGCUCCAACAGCCUCUCCAACUCACUGCUAUUUGGCUGGCCAAACCAUCCUCCUCACUGGCUACAUUUGGCCAUUCUACUUGGCUGGUCAAUGGUGGGCCCCACACAUCCCAUCUCCUCCACCCCCUCCCCCCUCUCUCUCUCUCUCGCAGUCUCGCAUCCGUCUUUUUCCCACCCAAUCUCGACGGCGAGCUCGAGCACGGCGCGAGGAGGCACGGGAAGGAGCACUGCUACGAUGCGGUGACGACAGUGCCAGCCGCGACAAUGGCGCCCGUAGCCCCAGGCGAUGGUGGACAACGGCGACGACAACGAAGAGACCGCCAUCCGUGCGCGCAUCCUCUCCCAUGCGAGCGGCGGCGGUGCCGCAGCCGCCGGCCUACGCCUGCCGCUUCCGCUCGCCGCUUCCCGGCUCAGCUCGCCUCAGCCCGCGGCCUCAACUCGCCACAGUCCCCGCCUCCGCUUGCCGCAGUCGUCGGUCUCCGCUUGCCUCAACCCGUGACCCGCCUCCGCCUCAGCCCGCCGCCUCCGCUCGCCACCACCUGUCGCCUCCGCUCAGCCCGCCAGCUCUGCGUCGCCUCCGCUUGCUGCAGUCCGCCGCCUCGCCGCCACCGCUAUCUGCAGCUCGUUGCUUCGCACGCUCGUGGCCCGCCGUCCGCCGUCGCCGCAUCGGAGGAGAGGUUGUGGGAAGAAGGCUGUAGACUGUAGUCCAGGAGGAGGAAGGGAGAUGUGAGUGGGAAAAUGGGGUGGAAGAGGAAGAAGAAGGGUAGCAGAGACUAACAUGUGGGUCCUAUUUGUAAUAGACUAGUAAUAGACUAGUAAUGGAGAGGGUAGACAGAGAGGCUCUUGGAGCGAGUAACGACUUUGACUUGCUAAAUCAAAUGGAUAGCUGGCUAUAUAGAUGUUUGGAGAGUCUAUUUUAGAGAGACUGUUGGAGAUGCUCUAACAACCCAAAGAUGAGGUCCCGCAUCUUGUGGAUGAGCCACGCUGAGCGCUUCUUCAUGUGGCUCGGCGGCUUCUGUUGCUCUGAGCUCCUCAAGGUACUUGAGAGCCAUCUUGAGCCGCUGACGAAUCAGCAGUUGAUGGGCAUCUGCAACCUGCAGCAGUCGUCGCAGCAGGCCGAGGACGCGCUGUCACAGGGGAUGGAGGCUCUGCAGCAGACGCUAGGAGACACACUGGCAUCGGCGGCCGCCACCGUGGUCGUCGGCGGUGUAGGCGCCGACAACGUCACCAACUACAUGGGACAGAUGGCCAUCGCCAUGGCCAUGCUCACCACGCUGGAGAACUUCCUCAAGCUUCGGUCAAACAUCAAUGGCGAACUAAAUUGCUUAUUACCAUGGCGUGAUGCGAUGAUAUUUUUGUGUAGGCUGAUCUGCUGAGGGCAGAUGCAUCGGAUCCUAACCACGAGGCAGGCGGCGCGGGCGCUGCUCGUCAUCAACGACUACUUCUCGUGGCUCCGAGCGCUAAGCUCGCUGUGGCUGGCGCGGCCGAGGGACGCGCGUCACGGCAUGGCAGAGCGCGCAUCGCACCGACCGCGCCCCCGGCGGCACGGCCAGACGAGGAGCAGGAAUAGGAAGAGGAAGAGGACUGUAGUACCACCUGCAGCAGCUACUUUUCCUGAUCUGCUGCCGGAGGAGAUUGUGGUGGAGAUUCUGGCUCGGCUGCCCGUCAAAUCCCUGCUACGCUUCAAGUCCGUCUGCAGAGGGUGGCGUGCAAUCAUCUCCGAGCCAUCCUUCAUCCGAACGCAACUCCAGUGCUCGGCUUCUAAACAGGAGCCAUCCAUCCUCAUCAGCCCCCACACCCUCCUUGGGCGUUGCGAUAUUCAACCCCCAGUUGGAGGACUAGGUGAUUGGCCCAACAACUUCUCCACCCAAAUCAGCUUCUACCAAUGGCAGCGAGGUGCCUCCAUUGCCAGGUUCAUGGAUGCCACGGCCUUCCCUGCCAACGAGUUCCACCUCGUCUGCCACUUCGCCCACUGCGAUGGCCUAGUGCUCGCCCCCACAGACACCAACCUCUACCUCUUCAACCCGGCCACGAGGGACACCAUCACUCUCCCUGACGGCCAUGGUGAUAACCACCACCAUGGCACGGAAAUGGAAGCUUGCUACGCUGCAGGGCUAGGCCUAGAUCCUGUCACACGCAAGUACAAGGUGGUUCGAGCAUUCUACCGUUCAAUGGACCCCAUCCGCAUGGGGAUGGAGGUGUUCACCGUCGGUGAAACGGGCGCAGGCUGUGGCUGGAGGGAGACCGUCACUGAUCCUCCCUACCCUGUCAGUAGAUGGCUCACUGCCUUCACUGUCAAUGGUGGCUACUUGUUCUGGUACAUGGAUCGGUUUCGCUACCCUAAUGACACUCUCCAUGGUGGCCUCCUUUGGUUUAGCCUGCAAGACCAAGCGUUCCGCGUCACUCUUCUUCCUCAUUCACUGGACCCUGCCCUAGAUGACAAGGUCAGGCCGGACGUGCUACACGGCGAAUUGUGCGUCCUUCAUGCCAACAGUGACACCAUGCCUGUGACGAUUUGGACGACAAAUUCGCCGUCUUUUGAUGAUUGGGAGCGGCGAUACUGCAUCUAUGUCUCGAGACUUUGCCAUCCAAUGGGCCUUCUUGGUGAUGGCGGGAUGUUGCUGUGGGCAAAACACACCAUCCACCGCUACGACCUGUGGAGCGAUGAGCUGACGGCCGUGUGCGAGCUGGGUGGCAUCAGGUAUCAGGGUGGUAGGCCACCAAGGUGGAAGAAUCUCUUCAACUUCAGCGUAAUGCCAUACACCGAGAGUCUUGUUAGAAUCACUGCUGCUGCUUAAGGCAUCCGGAAUCCGGAUCCUAUAGGCUUGUACUUAAUGUAUAUCUCACUCUAUUUAUCACCUAAAUACAGUGCAAUUGCCAGGAUCUGAUACUGACAGUGACUGUUUUGCGUGUUGUAUUAUUAAUUUAUCUGUUUACUACUGAGGUACUGGCUAAAGUUAUUUUGCAAUUUGCCCGGGAAAUUAAUACAUUUUGAGUUUAUUUAUU
Molecule: messenger RNA, 3184 nt
Organism: Oryza sativa Japonica Group (Japanese rice)
Lineage: Eukaryota; Viridiplantae; Streptophyta; Magnoliopsida; Poales; Poaceae
Source: RefSeq, a predicted model, not a curated record